This is a messenger RNA of Lodderomyces pseudojiufengensis, 426 nucleotides long. RefSeq lists its product as uncharacterized. Gene Ontology annotation, molecular function: ribonuclease MRP activity. The record is from RefSeq and is a predicted model, not a curated record. The transcript has 2 exons. NCBI's taxonomy places the organism in Eukaryota, Fungi, Ascomycota, Pichiomycetes, Serinales, Debaryomycetaceae. Gene Ontology annotation, cellular component: ribonuclease MRP complex; nucleolar ribonuclease P complex. Bases 1 to 426 code for a protein of 141 amino acids. Gene Ontology annotation, biological process: tRNA processing; nuclear-transcribed mRNA catabolic process, RNase MRP-dependent; intronic box C/D snoRNA processing.
AUGCUAAGACGAAUGGGAUCAGAUGUAAUUGGUGAAGUAACUGUUAAAGAGAAAACAUGGUGUUAUUUCAAAUUGAUAAUACAUCCAGACCCAAUAAUAUUUGAAGAAUCAAAUAAUUCCAAACACUUGUUAGCAAGGUACGAUGCAAUAGAGAUAGAUGUUGUUACUUGGAGAACGUUAAUAAUAAAAUCUUUAAGUAAAUUAUAUGGAUUAAUUGGUGAAGCAUCACCAUUUGAAAUAAUAAAAACAGAAAAUCAAUCUUUGAAUAAAACAAUGAUAUUGAAAAUUCAAUUACAAGAUAAAGAUAAAUUUAAUAAUUCUUUAAUGAGUUAUACUUUUAAUUUAAAUGAAUAUUAUAAUGAUUUAGAUUUGAAUUGUAAUAUUAGAAUUGUUAAAACUGAAAAUUAUAUAGGAUUAGUUAUAUGA